GAAUUCCCGUGUGCUAACGAGGUGACAACCCUAAAGGAGUGCACAAUUCGUCCACUGAAUCCAGAGAAAUCAGAGAGGAAAGAAUUGGGAGUUCCUGAGGACUUCCACCGGUCGAUUCGUUGGCUUUUGACGAGGUGUCGCUGACUUGGACGGUUUUCAAUGGCUUCGCAGGCGAUCAGGACGAUGAUCGCGUUGGAUCCAGUCAUCUCUGCCUCAUGCAUUCUCUCCGUGAUCGGAUUAUCUCUGCCCGUUGUGGUGCCUCCAAUCAGGAAUGCGAUGUCCGGAUCUGAACCCGUUAAACCUCCGAAACUCUCAGAGGUUGUUGAAGGCAUGAGGGGCUCGGGAUCCAGAUCCUGAUGGCAAGGUUCAGAAUGACACACAGAUAAUUAUGCUACACACUAUCCAGCAUGGGUUCUCGCACAGAAAGUAUGCCGUGAACCAGUAUUGGUGUUCUUGGUUGAUAUUGACAUUCUGUUGCGGCACAUGAUUCAUUUUGAGAUCGGAGUUUCGUCGUCUAGUUCAGCAAGUAUUGUAAUAUCCUACUAAAAGAGAUUAUAAGUUUCCACAAGAACCCGUGGUUGUUACUGUUCCUAGAUCUCAUUGCGUAUUGCUCCUUACUUUACAUCAGCUUCGAAUUUCUUGCAGUUCCCGUUGCUGCUCAGGUAGGUAACUCAAGUGGCAGGUUUCAGUGCCUUCAUACGAUAUGCAUCGUUUCCCAACGAUUUGAAAGCUUCAAAAGCCACCUUCCGCUUUUCUCCAAUGACUGGCAGUUGUCUGAUUCAUGUUCAAGGAUUGCUCUCUUCUUCACACGUGUUCUUUGUGGUUGGUGCACCGGUGAAAUCUUAAAUUUUCAAGAGAGUUACAUUCUGCAUUGUACUGAGUUUUGGUUUCAGUAUCUUUAAAUAUGAAAUGGC
Messenger RNA from Marchantia polymorpha subsp. ruderalis, 914 nucleotides. The record is from the annotation of a GenBank genome assembly. NCBI's taxonomy places the organism in Eukaryota, Viridiplantae, Streptophyta, Marchantiopsida, Marchantiales, Marchantiaceae.